CAAAAAGUUUUAAAGCUCCAUAGCACUUGUAUCUUUUUAUCUUCCUUUCUUUCAAAUGAGGAAUCGAUUUCAAUGGACUCUGUUUCAAAAGUUGGCAGACAGACAACAUAAAGGAAGCUUGGGAGAAUCCAAAUUGGUCACCAUACAUUCCAAAUUUCUGUUAUGGGCUGUUGAGAAUCAAAUUGUAGGGAGGGACCUUACAAUCAAGGCAGUUUGAUCUGGAUCCUUCAAAACCUACAGAUUUACAGGCCAGAAACGGGUGCUACAUGCUUAUGAUCAAGGUUUUCUAUGUUGAUCAGUGGUACCCAUAUAUCAGUACCAUGUUGAGCAGCUAGAAUUUAUAAUGGGAGAGGCUAUUGCAUGGAUCAUAAUUGGGUCUGUCAGUGCAGUGCUUCUGCUGGGACUUAUGCUUGUUGGGUGCUCUUACAUUACAUGCAGGCCUAGCAGAGCAGUCUCUGAUAGUGAGAAAUCAUCCACUUCUUUUAACAAGGGCCAACCAGAGCAAAAUGGGUGUGAACAACUGGUGCAUUUUGAAGGAGGUGAAGGACUCACUGUUGAUGAUAUUCUGAAUGCAAGUGGAGAAGUGCUGGGGAAAUCUAGCUAUGGGACUGUGUAUAAGGCCAGGCUGCAAAGAAAUGGUGGGAUGAUUGCACUCAGGCUUUUCAGGGAUGGGUGUAUAAGGAGGUCAGAGGAGUUUGUCUCUGGCAUUCAGGAAUUGGGUUUAAUUAGACACAGUCAUCUACUUGUUAUGCAGGCUUUUUAUGCAGGUCCAAGUGGGGAGAAUCUGGUUAUCUAUGAUUAUAUUGCCAGAGGAAACCUGGAGCAACUUCUUUACAAUCGAAACAGAGCAGCACCUGGAUGGUCUAAGCUGCAUAGAAUUGCAUUAGGGGCUGCCAGGGGUCUAGCAUAUCUUCACAGUGGCCUGCAAACACCCAUAAUACAUGGCAAUCUCAAAACCAAGAACAUAUUAAUAGAUGAAAAUUAUGAAGCCCAUCUUUCUGACUUUGGGUUUCAUGAGCUUAUGAACCAGAGUUCAAAGAUAGCAAUGCUAGAAGCUUCUGCUUCGCAAGGUUACCUAGCUCCUGAAGUCCUGAAGCUGAAGAAGCCAAACACAAAAUCAGAUACAUACAGUUUCGGUAUCAUUUUACUUGAAAUUCUGAUUGGGAGAAGACCAGACGAAAGGGAUUCAGCCAAUCAAAUUGUCGAUCUACCAAUGGUUGUGAAGAAUUUUGUGCUGGAAGAGAGGAUUUCAGAGCUUUUUAGCCCAGCAAUUCUUGGGGGAGGAACAAGAAGCCCAACCGAGGAAGGGCUGCUUAGAGUUUUGCAACUUGCAAUGGGAUGCUGUGCACCUUCUCCUUCUGUUAGACCUGAUAUGAGGGAAGUAGUAAGGCAACUAGAGAAGAUCUGUCCUGCACCUCUGUCACCAACAUAUGGCUUUUCUCCACAAUAUACUUCUGAUGAUAGAAGUAGCAGGGAGUUUGUCCUGUGAGAAGAGGAAUUAAAAGUGCAUUGGCUCAUACCCACUUCACAUUUUUCUUGAGAAUAUAUUAAAAUCCACUAUCCCUCAGAUAUCAGAGUAAAUAGAAUGAUAUUUCAUAACUUGAUGAAAUAAUUUUUUCACAAUCUAUUAUGUUUCUUGCUGUUUCUGAGUUCAAUUGUGUUUAUAAUUUUACAUAAUAUUUUGAAUUCUAUCAUCAGAAUGAUAGAGAGACCUGGAACAUACAAAAAUAUAUCAUGAUCAAUGAGCCUUGCUUUUGGUCAUAUUUUCUUCAAUGCCUUUUAAUCAUUAAGAGUCAAUAAAAGGAUCUUGCUGAGAUCUGUGCAUGAUACUUUCGUAUGAAUUCAUGCAGUUGAUCUUAGCCAUAUCAAUGAGAGUUUAUAGGUUCAUCUGGUUCACUGUCAUACUGAAAAUUCUAUCUGUAGUUGAAAAAAUAGAAUACUCCCCUUCUAGGAUUCUUUUUGAUUUUUUAUAAACUGUAAUAGUUAUCUAAAUGUAUAAGGAUUCUGUGCUACACAUAUAAAUCUAUGAUAUGGUGAUUAUUUCGACCAGAAA
Messenger RNA from Cryptomeria japonica (Japanese cedar), 2053 nucleotides. RefSeq names its product putative kinase-like protein TMKL1. Bases 344 to 1489 code for a protein of 381 amino acids. Gene Ontology annotation, molecular function: protein kinase activity; ATP binding. The transcript has 2 exons. The record is from RefSeq and is a predicted model, not a curated record. Gene Ontology annotation, biological process: protein phosphorylation. Lineage: Eukaryota; Viridiplantae; Streptophyta; Pinopsida; Cupressales; Cupressaceae.